Neogale vison (American mink) is the source of this 987-nucleotide messenger RNA. It is a transcript of the gene KCNE4, whose product is annotated as potassium voltage-gated channel subfamily E regulatory subunit 4. Lineage: Eukaryota; Metazoa; Chordata; Mammalia; Carnivora; Mustelidae. Gene Ontology annotation, molecular function: voltage-gated potassium channel activity involved in ventricular cardiac muscle cell action potential repolarization; delayed rectifier potassium channel activity; transmembrane transporter binding. The transcript has 2 exons. The record is from RefSeq and is a predicted model, not a curated record. Gene Ontology annotation, biological process: potassium ion export across plasma membrane; membrane repolarization during action potential; regulation of ventricular cardiac muscle cell membrane repolarization. The coding region runs from base 263 to 937 and encodes 224 amino acids. Gene Ontology annotation, cellular component: membrane.
GGAGAUGCCGCAUGAACUCAUUUUGAAUGAGAACGCACUUUGGGAUAACAGUUCCAACAGGGCACAUUCUUUUCUCCUCUUUCCACUCGUUUUCAGGGCCACCUGGAAACUUUGGCUCGGGGCUGGGGGGCGGUGAGGAGCGGUCUCCGAUUCCCAGUCUCUUUCUGUGCACAGCUGCGGAGUUCAGCGAAUUGAACCGCAGUGCUGUUCACUCUGCCACGAACAACCUCUGUUGUAAAUCUUCCUCCCAGAACACGUGACGAUGCAUUUCUUGACUAUAUAUCCCAAGGACAGCAGCAGAGUUGUCAGAGCACGGAGCCCCGCAGAGAGGAAGGACGCUCUUGGACUUGGCCACUUAACAACUCAGGACUUUAGAAGAACUUGCCAGCCUUGGGUAAACCCUGGCCGUGUGUGUGGCGCCUCAAUGCUGAAGAUGGAGCCUCUGAACAGCACGCACCCCAGCACCGAAGCCCCCAGCAGCCACCUGGUGUCCCACGUGCCCGGCAGUGAGAGCGGCAACGGCAAUGAAUACUUCUACGUUCUGGUUGUCAUGUCCUUCUACGGCAUUUUCUUGAUUGGAAUAAUGCUGGGCUAUAUGAAAUCUAAGAGGCGGGAGAAGAAGUCCAGCCUCCUGCUGCUGUACAAAGAUGAGGAGAGGCUCUGGGGGGAGGCCAUGAAGCCACUGCCCGUGGUGUCGGGCCUGAGGUCGGUGCAGGUGCCCAUGAUGCUGAACAUGCUGCAGGAGAGCGUGGCGCCCGCCCUGUCCUGCACCCUCUGCUCCAUGGAAGGAGACAGCGUGAGCUCUGAGUCCUCCUCCCCAGACGUGCACCUCACCAUCCAGGAGGAGGGGGCGGAUGAUGAGCUGGGGGAGACUUCAGAGACACUCCUCAACGAAAGCAGUGAGGGGUCCUCUGAGAACAUCCAUCAGAAUUCCUAGCACCCCCAGGGCCCCGGGAGGCGGCCCCGUCAGCCAGCACCUUUAGAGAG